CAUCUCAACCAUUACUCCUCUCUUUGUAUUUAACUCUCUCCCUUUCUUUCUCUCUCUAAGACUCUUAAGCUUUCUCUUCUCUUUGUAGUCAUCUCUCUCCCACUCUGACGCUCUCUUCCUCUCUCUGCUUGGAUUUGGAUUCUGGGUUUCUGUUUCUUCUGCGUUUUGAUCAACUGAAGCUUCAGAUCGUCGUCAAGCUUGAACAAGAAGAUGGUGGAUCGUCUUCAAAGCGUUUGCUGCAUGUGCGGUGACGUGGGUUUUCCUGACAAGCUCUUCCGCUGCAACAAAUGCCGCAACCGCUUUCAACACUCGUAUUGCAGCAACUACUAUAGUGAAUACGCGGAGCCGAUUGAGCUAUGCGACUGGUGCCAAAGUGAAGAGACGAGCACGACUAGGCACGGCGGUGGCAGCUCUUCUAAGAAAUCGGCAGCUUCUGCGAGCCGGUCGGAGUAUUCCGGGGACAAGAUCAAGCAACACGAUCAUCAUCAACCCCGUGAUCAAGAGAUGGGUGGUAGCGGAGAGAAAGCGGCCGCCGGUAAGAACAGUAGCAGCCCUGGGCCGUCCCCGAGAACCGCUACUCGCAGGGUUUGUCGCGUCUGUCUGUUACAGCAGAGACUUACACCCUCAUUGCUUUGUUGAGACUCUUAAGAAAGAAGAAUUGAAUGCUCUACUGGGAUGCCUUCUUGCCAAAGAAUUCAGACUACCUAAAGCCUGCUGCUAGCUAUUAACUUUUCACAGAUUCAUUGAAAGCCCCUUUAAUAGAUUUCUAGCUAGGCCCUCCACACUCCUCUCUAUUAUUAUUCCAAGCAAAAUUAAAUCCAAAAAACACAAAGGAAAAAGUGAGUGCUUGGAAUGAGAAGCUAGCUAGCUAGCUAGUAGGAGAUGUGAAUGAGAUGUUUAACUGUUUAAGUGGUGGAUGUUGUUGG
Molecule: messenger RNA, 926 nt
Organism: Rosa rugosa (rugosa rose)
Lineage: Eukaryota; Viridiplantae; Streptophyta; Magnoliopsida; Rosales; Rosaceae
Exons: 3
Coding region: 211-639 (142 amino acids)
Source: RefSeq, a predicted model, not a curated record